Molecule: messenger RNA, 4089 nt
Organism: Penicillium chermesinum
Lineage: Eukaryota; Fungi; Ascomycota; Eurotiomycetes; Eurotiales; Aspergillaceae
Product: aminophospholipid-translocating P4-type ATPase DRS2
Exons: 2
Coding region: 1-4089 (1362 amino acids)
Biological process (GO): intracellular protein transport; endocytic recycling; post-Golgi vesicle-mediated transport
Cellular component (GO): plasma membrane
Molecular function (GO): ATP binding; ATPase-coupled intramembrane lipid carrier activity; ATP hydrolysis activity
Source: RefSeq, a predicted model, not a curated record
AUGGCCAGCGGUAGGCCCCCAGAGUCGCAUCUAGCUGCUGGCCGCGAUGACGACCUGCUCCUUGGCUCUCCAAGUUCACCGUACAAUUCUGGCCAGCGACCACCUGUGAACGACGAACAUCUCUUAGAACACUUCAACAUCGACGAUUCCGACCAACCAUCGCAGCCACGUCCUUCCGUCUCCUAUGAUAGUUUUGUCGGCACUGGAGUCCACCAAGCUGGAGCCCAUAGCAAUGUAGCUUCUGGCCCUGCGCACAUCGGCGCGGGCGGCGGCGUGUACAGCCAUGAUCCCUACUCCGAUAUCCCAAGGAACCGCACCUAUUCCCAGACCUCCGGACUAGACAACUACCAGCGAUACUCUUACGAUGGCGACGAACUAGACUCCCACUCCAUAGGUGGUUACUACGACCUCGAUGCAGAUGAAGAUCGCAUCGCAAGCACCCAUCAUGCAAUGAAAGCAAAAGAGCGGAAUAGCAUUAUGGGUCUGGGGGGCGGUUUCAUGGGCAAGGCAAAAUACAUGUUUGGUAUGGGAUCGGAGUAUUCCGAAAUGGAUCUUCCUUUGACAGAAGCGGGCGCACGAAGAGCGGCGACUGCGGAUAGCGCAGAUGGGGGUAGCAUGCCAAAGACAAAGAAGCGGACCGGCGCGUCGGGCUUCAAGUCCUUCUUUGGCAGGAAGGUCGAUCCAGCGACUCUUGGUCCUCGCAUCAUCCAGGUCAACAAUCCCCCUGCGAACGCCGUCCAUAAGUUCCUCAGCAACCACGUGUCAACUGCAAAGUACAACAUCAUCACCUUCCUCCCGAAAUUUAUUUUCGAACAAUUCUCGAAAUACGCCAACUUGUUCUUCUUGUUCACCGCCGUUCUUCAGCAAAUCCCUAAUGUGACGCCCACGAACAGAUACACCACCAUCGUGCCUCUAGCCAUCGUUUUAGCCGUGUCCGCUAUCAAGGAACUGGUCGAAGAUUACAAGCGACGAAUGUUGGACAGGGGAUUGAACUCUUCAAAGACGCAAGUUCUCAAGGGCUCCUCAUUUCAUACGGCGAAAUGGGUGGAUGUCUGCGUUGGCGACAUCGUUCGCGUUGAGUCAGAAGAGCCCUUUCCCGCCGACCUGAUCCUUCUAGCUUCUUCCGAACCAGAGGGCUUAUGUUAUAUCGAGACUGCGAAUCUGGACGGCGAAACCAACUUGAAGAUCAAACAAGCCAUCCCCGAAACCUCUCAACUUGUUAGCCCGAGUGAUCUGAGUCGCGUGAGCGGACGCAUUCGAUCCGAACAGCCCAAUAGCAGCCUGUACACCUACGAGGCCACCUUGACAAUGCAGGCUGGAGGAGGAGAAAAGGAGCUCUCUUUAGCACCCGAUCAGUUGCUGCUUCGUGGCGCGACCCUUCGAAACACUCCUUGGAUUCACGGUAUUGUUGUUUUCACUGGUCAUGAGACCAAGUUGAUGCGCAAUGCGACAGCAACUCCGAUUAAGCGUACUGCUGUGGAACGAAUGGUGAACCUUCAGAUUCUCAUGCUGGUGGGUAUUCUCAUUGCGCUCAGCGUUAUUAGUUCCAUCGGAGAUUUGGUUAUUCGUCAAACUCUGUCUGAUUCUUUGACCUAUCUUGACUAUGGGUCUGUCAACGCCGUGAAGCAAUUCUUCCUGGAUUUAUUCACUUACUGGGUUCUCUACUCCAACCUGGUCCCGAUCUCGCUCUUUGUAACCAUUGAAAUCGUGAAGUAUUUCCAAGCGCACCUGAUCAAUUCUGACCUGGAUAUCUACUACGAUAAAACGGAUACUCCUGCGACAUGCCGGACUUCGUCACUAGUCGAAGAACUUGGUCAAAUCGAGUAUAUCUUCUCUGACAAGACUGGUACUUUGACCUGCAAUCAAAUGGAGUUCAAGCAGUGUACCAUUGCAGGUAUUCAGUAUGGUGACGAUGUUCCGGAAGAUCGACAAGCCACUCCUGGACAGGGCGAAGGUGAAUUUGGGAUUUAUAGUUUCAAGACACUUCAGCAAAAUCUGCAGUCGCAUCCAAGUCAGGGUGCGAUUCACCAGUUCCUCACUCUCCUCGCUACCUGUCACACUGUUAUCCCCGAACGCAAUGGGACAAACCCGGACGACAUCAAAUACCAGGCCGCCUCGCCCGACGAGGGGGCUCUGGUGGAUGGCGCAGCCUCUUUAGGUUAUCGAUUCACCAAUCGAAAACCAAGAUCCGUCCUGUUCACCGUGGCUGGCCAAGAAUACGAGUAUGAGUUACUGGCGGUGCUUGAGUUCAACUCAACCCGAAAGCGUAUGUCGACCAUCUUCCGGUGCCCUGACGGCAAAAUUCGCGUCUACUGUAAGGGCGCCGAUACUGUGAUCCUUGAGCGACUCCACCCAGAAAACCCCGCAGUCGAAACUACUCUCCAGCACCUUGAAGAGUACGCUUCCGAGGGUCUGCGGACGUUGUGUCUGGCCGUGCGCGAGGUCUCCGACCAGGAAUUCCAGCAAUGGUAUCAAAUUUUCGACAAAGCCAAUACCACUGUCGGUGGAAACCGUGCAGACGAGUUGGAAAAAGCCGCAGAAUUGAUUGAAAAAGACUUUUACCUGCUUGGUGCGACCGCUAUUGAGGAUCGUCUGCAAGACGGUGUACCUGAAACCAUCCACACCUUGCAGACUGCUGGUAUCAAGAUCUGGGUUCUUACUGGUGACCGACAAGAGACUGCUAUCAACAUUGGUAUGUCUUGCAAGUUGAUCUCAGAAGACAUGACACUCCUUAUCAUCAAUGAGGAAUCGGCGGAGGCUACACGUGCCAACUUACAGAAGAAGCUGGAGGCAGUGAAAAGCCAAGCUGGAUCCGGUGAUAUUGAAUCACUAGCUCUGAUCAUCGACGGUAAAUCUUUGACAUAUGCGCUUGAAAAGGAUAUGGAAAAGCUUUUCCUGGAUCUCGCCGUUUUGUGCAAAGCUGUCGUCUGCUGUCGUGUGUCUCCUCUCCAGAAGGCUUUGGUCGUUAAGCUCGUUAAGAGGCACUUGAAGUCUUUGCUGCUGGCAAUUGGAGAUGGUGCAAAUGAUGUUUCAAUGAUCCAAGCUGCCCACGUCGGUGUUGGUAUCAGCGGUAUGGAAGGUCUUCAAGCUGCACGAUCGGCUGAUGUGGCUAUCGGCCAGUUCCGCUUCCUUCGAAAGCUUCUCUUGGUCCAUGGAUCUUGGGCGUACUCCCGUAUAAGUCGAGUCAUCCUGUAUUCUUUCUAUAAGAAUAUCACGCUUUACAUGACACAGUUCUGGUACUCCUUCCAAAACGCCUUUUCCGGCGAAGUCAUCUACGAGUCCUGGACGCUAUCCUUCUAUAACGUCCUCUUCACAGUUCUCCCUCCAUUCGCCAUUGGGAUUUUCGACCAAUACAUCUCGGCGCGGCUGUUGGAUCGAUACCCUCAACUAUACCAGAUGGGCCAAAAAGGUCUCUUUUUCAGGACACAUAGCUUCUGGGCGUGGAUCUUGAACGGCUUUUACCAUUCUCUGCUUCUCUACAUCUUCUCUGAAUUGAUCUUUUUAUGGGAUCUUCCAAUGGCUGAUGGUAAGGUUGCCGGUCAUUGGGUCUGGGGCGAAGCUUUGUACACCGCCGUGCUCGCAACCGUCCUUGGCAAAGCCGCUCUCAUCUCAAACAUCUGGACCAAGUAUACUUUCAUCGCUAUCCCGGGUUCCAUGCUGAUUUGGCUGAUCUUCUUACCCUCCUACGGUUAUGCCGCGCCAGCUCUGGGAUUUUCGACUGAAUACUACGGCACCAUCCCUGUCCUCUUCAAAUCUCCGAUUUUCUACCUCAUGGCUGUCGUCCUGCCUUGUCUUUGCCUGGUUCGCGACUAUGCCUGGAAGUACGCCAAGCGCAUGUACUACCCCCAGCACUACCACCAUGUGCAGGAGAUCCAAAAAUACAAUGUCCAGGACUACCGUCCACGGAUGGAACAGUUCCAGAAGGCCAUUCGCAAAGUGCGCCAAGUUCAGCGCAUGCGCAAGCAACGUGGCUAUGCCUUUUCGCAGGCUGAUGAUGGUGGCCAGAUGCGCGUCUUGAAUGCCUACGACACCACCCAGGGCCGUGGACGCUAUGGUGAAAUGGCCAGCUCCCGGCAGCCAGGGUUAUGA